Molecule: messenger RNA, 3462 nt
Organism: Trichoderma citrinoviride
Lineage: Eukaryota; Fungi; Ascomycota; Sordariomycetes; Hypocreales; Hypocreaceae
Exons: 6
Coding region: 292-3156 (954 amino acids)
Source: RefSeq, a predicted model, not a curated record
CGUCAAACUCCUCACAAUCUCCAACCUUGCACCAGCUUUUCUUUUCACUAUCGCUAUUUCAUACCGACUGAACGGAUUGCGGUCUGGGCAAACUGCAGCCUCGUGGUGCGUGAAUGACCUGCGCUGCCAUCGUUCCUUGAGUCACGCCGUGACGUGACCGGCUUCUGCCUCUUCCGGGACAACUCUUCGCUCGGUGCCUCUCAACGGCUCUUGGACUAUCGUCUGCCGACUAUCGCGAGAACCCCCAUGAUCCAGCGCAGAUAGACCUGGUGCUGGUGCCCGCUGGCAACGAUGGCCACGUCCAUUACCGAGGCUCAGGCCGAGCUGAUCAACUCGUUGGCCCCCGACGAUAUCCCACACAAACUGCGAUGCGCCAAUUGCAGCAAGCUGGCCGUCAACGCCCUCCGCCUGCCCUGCUGUGAACAGGCCAUCUGCGAAACCUGCCACUCGAACCUCCCCCAGUCGUGCCCCGUCUGCGAGCACUCUCCGCUAUCGGCAGCGGACUGCAACCCUAACAAGUCUCUCCGAACCACCAUCAGGGUGUUUCUGCGUACAGCGGAGAAGAAGCGAGAAGCCUCUCGGCCAAAGGAAUCCAACGAGUCGGCGCCCCCCACGCCGGUUGAUGCGCCGAAGCCGUCGCUGCCCGACGCCGAUGUCGCUACUCCGAUAGAAGGACCGGCAGAAAAGGCGGCCGAUGCCGCUGAAGAAGGACCUGCGCAAGAAACGGCGCCGCAGAGCGCUGACGAGCCGGCCGCUGGCCACGAGCAGGAGCAGCAGCAGGAAACAGCAGCAGACAACGCGGAAGAGGCGUUGCCACCGAAAGAGCAAUCAGACCUCGCUGAAACCCAGGGUGCCGAAGGCCCAGCUGAUGAGGGCGAUGACGCUACCAAAGGCGAAGAGCAAGACGGCGCGGGCGAAGGCGACGAUGGCGCUGGCCAAGCUGGCAACGACCAAGAACAGUACGGUGGCGAUGCAGCCAAUGGCGGAUUCCAGCAAAACAUGAUGUUCCCCGGCGGCGACUUCAACCAGAUGCAGAUGAUGAUGGCUAUGCAAAAUGGAAUGGGACCCAAUUCCUUUGGCGGGUUUCCUAUGAUGGGCAUGCCGGGGAUGGGCAUGGACCCGAUGCAGAACAUGUACAUGAACGGAGGCUUUCAAGGCAUGGGCAUGAACGGCAUGGGUGGCUUUGGAGGAGGUUUUGGACAAGGCUCCAAUGAGAACUGGAACGGUGCACAGUCAUGGAAUUUCGACCAAAAUAAUUACAAUCAAAAUGGCCCAGGCAUGGGAACUGGUGACUAUGGGAACUUUAACUCAGGAUUCCAGACAGGAUACAAUCAAGGUAAUUAUGGCCACUUCAAUGAUUAUCGUCGCAACAACUACGGCCGAGGCCGAGGCCGUGGCCGCGGAUUCUAUGGGGCCUACGGCCGGGGAGGUUACCAUCAGCACGGCGGUGCCAUGAAUCACUACCAAGACCAGGGCCAGUACCCCCAGUACAACCAAGGACAAGUGGCAGCAGCCUUCCAGGGCCAGGGCGAAGCUGGGCAGCAACCGACGCCCACGGCGGCAGGUGCUCAGGUCGACGAGGGCGCCAACGAAGGCGCAAGCCAGGCCAGGGCAUCAGAGAGCGAAGCUGGCGCCGACACCAUUGACGGGCCCAAGCAAGACGACGUGGACUCUGCAACAUCGCGCGACGUCCCGGGCAACGACGUUUUCUCCGGAGGCCCUGUGCGCCCAUCAACAGCCCAGCCAGACGGACCAGGUGUACAGAACCGAAACGGCGUCGCGGCCAUCCGCUCCAUCCUGUCCGCGCCGGACGCUCCGAUUAAUGCUCCCAAGGGCCCGAAAGCCAUGCGCCAGGGACUGCCCAACACCAGUCUGCUAAACCUGCGAGCACGGGGCUUCCAGAUCGAAGACAGCGGUCUGCCAGUGCAAAAAGCUGCUGCCAUGCCGUCGCAGCAGCCGCCGCAGGGCCCGCCGUCGAAUCCGGCUACUCAACCCGGCUCUAGAAGUAGUACUCCCAACCUGGACAAAUUGCGGGACCGUGAUCUUCAUCGUGAUCGCAGCAGAGAGCAGUUCAGGAGCUACGAUAAGCUUGGCCGAGGUGGUGGGGAAAUCGAGGGGCCCCUUGGCGCUCAGGAGAAGGACCGGGAGCGAGACCGAGAGCGAGUAGACCGUGCCCGAGACCGAGAGCCUGAGCGCUCUGGCUCAAGGCUCAGCAGUAGAAGUCGAAGCCUAGACCGCAGCAGCCGCAGUCCGAGCCGCAGUCGGGGUCAUAGGAGCUCGCACAGACGACAGCGGCGUCAGCGCUCUGAGUCUGUAGGCGAGGAGGACAAGGACGACUCUUACCGCCGCAGGAAGCACCGGAGCAGCAGGAGACACUACUACGACGACGAUGACGAGCAGCCGCCUUCGCAACGAGCCAAAGACGACAAAGCAGCCGAGAGGUCCAGAUCGGCCUCGCCCGAUGACGCUAAACGCUCAAGCCACCGCAGCCGCAAGGACAAGGACAAGGAACGAGACUACGAGCGGCGCAAGGACAAGUACAGAGAGGAAGAGGACGACCAUCCGAAAUCCGGCGGCCACCGCUCUUCACACCGGGACCGGGGAGACUACGAGCAUUCAUCGUCGAGGCGUCACGACAAGGAGCGAGAGCGUGACAAGGAUAGCAGCAGUAGCCGCAAGGAUAAGGAUCGCAAGGACCGAUAUCGCGAUCGUGAUCGUGAUCGCGAUCGCGUUCGAGACCGAGACAGAGACCGAGAUCGAGAACGUGAUCGAGACAGAGGCAGAGACUACAGCAGCCGGCACGGCAGCGGCAGCAGGAAGCAUUCGGCCGAUGGCAACGCCACCCCAGGCGGCGACAAGAGUUUCGAUCCGCCCACGGGCCCGCGUGGCUCCCGUGCUGCCGGGAGCAGCUCGUCCGCCGCGCAGAAAGACGUGCACACUCUGGAACGCGAAGCGCGCAACCGUGAGCGUCUGCUCAAGGAAGCCCAGCGCAUGGCCGGGCUCGCAGGCCUGGCCGGCUCGAAGCGCAGCCGAGACGACGCCGACGAUGGGGGUCGCAAGGGACGGCGCAGCAGGCGCAGCGACGCGGUCGACGGAGACGGCGAGGAGCGGCUGCGGAGGCUCGAGGCCGAGAGGGAGGGGGGACGCUGGGGCUAGCAGCCCUUUUUGACGGAGCAGAAACAGACCAACUCGGGACGGUAUGAGCGGCAUCCAGGCCAGGAGAAUCGCGAGGAUGGCGGCUCGGCGCAGCACGUCGGUGAGACGGGUGCAGCAGGGCGGCGAGCCAUGAAGUUUCUGGACAGCCUGCGCUGAACGACUAUGGACGAGUGGCCUGGUAGGAAUCGUCGAGCGGCAGUGGCUUGGGGAGACGAUGAGAGCAUGGAGAGAGACUUGGCUGGACUGAUUGAUUGGUCUGACUGAUAUGAUGGGGUGAAACUUGCCUCGUCCAAGUACAGCUUGGGG